Molecule: messenger RNA, 846 nt
Organism: Drosophila persimilis
Lineage: Eukaryota; Metazoa; Arthropoda; Insecta; Diptera; Drosophilidae
Exons: 2
Coding region: 82-702 (206 amino acids)
Source: RefSeq, a predicted model, not a curated record
UGUCGAUUAAAUCACAGCAGAGCAAAAAGUAGCUCCUCAAAAUCAAAAUUACGCAUAAAGAAAAUCAUCGAAUUUUUCGCGAUGUCCGUACGUAAUACAAAGCAGCAGUUACGCGAAUUCCUUAAGGCUGCCAGUGUCGGCCCCCAGCCCAGCGAUAUGGGCCCGGGGAGUCCUGACGAUGAGCCCAGCACCUCGGGGCUGGUCCAGCAGGAGAAGGAUGUCUUGGGGCUACAAUCGAAGGUGGUGAAUGCCGUCGAGACGAAGCAGGCCAUCGAAAGCCCUGUGCCGCAACGCCAGAGCUCAACCGACGGCAGCAUUUCUCUGGAUCUGGAGAGCGAUGACCAAAAUGUGUCCAGCCUUCGCCCGGAAGGCUCGAACAGCUGGACUCAAGGCAACAACAACGAUGCGGUGUAUACGGAUUCACUGACCGUUUCGGUGGAUCGUGUACGUUCGAUGGUCCCCACUCGCCGUGAGCGCUUCUGCAAGGCCUUUUUCAGCAGCCUCUGCGACUGGAUGAAGCGCAUUGCCGCCGGCUUCGGGCUGGCUCCCCAGGAGUCGGUCUCGGCCUGGUACAAGCACUGCUGGGACACACUCGGAUCCGACCCUCUGGAUCAGCACAGUGGCUUCGAACUGGACGGCACCGCCAGACCCAUCGCCACCUCCACGCCCAUGCGUGAGAGUAACUCUAACAAAGCUCCAUAACAAUCCACACAGCAUACUUUUCGCAUUCAAAUUGGUUUCAAUUGAACACCUACACACCACUGCAGAUAGGCAACCACAACAUCGCUUCAUAACAAUCCAAACAGCAUUCCAACUGGUUUCAAUUGAACUCAAAAUAAACUUUAA